Messenger RNA from Physcomitrium patens, 3261 nucleotides. Its product is annotated as F-box/LRR-repeat protein 3. Lineage: Eukaryota; Viridiplantae; Streptophyta; Bryopsida; Funariales; Funariaceae. Gene Ontology annotation, cellular component: SCF ubiquitin ligase complex. Gene Ontology annotation, biological process: SCF-dependent proteasomal ubiquitin-dependent protein catabolic process. Gene Ontology annotation, molecular function: protein binding. The record is from RefSeq and is a predicted model, not a curated record.
UGGGUAGGUCUAUUUAUAUUAAGCCAUGUAGAACUAUAAUCGUCGAAAUCCGUGCAACCCCAAUCUAACCCACUCUUCGAAGAAAAGGUUUGUGCCCCCUUGAGAGGUGGCUUCUGCUGGGUCCCGUCGGCGCGUUUGGAGUUACAUUCUGGGUGUCGACGUUGGAAGAAUGGUUUGGUGACGGGAUGUUAGCGCAUAGGAAGAUGAGAGGGUUGAGAGGCUUAGUUUCUUUGGUGAAGGAGCCUACUAUUGGAAACGGGGCACCAUGAGAGUUUUUCUGACUGCGGCUUACGGAACAGAAGGAUUUGCGAGUUGAGCAGCGGUUGCGGAACUCUGCGAAUCUGGAAUUGGUCGAUGCCGCAAAGCUCGGAGGUCGACACGACUUCGCUGGUUGUGGAAUUUGAGUGACCGUGUUGGGUUAGAAUGUGGGUGCAAUGCUUCGAGCCUCGGAUGGUUUCGUUCCGGACGAGGCUCCCAUGUGUUGAUAAUAGGGUUAGAUGCUAAAACUCGAAGGUAGGAUUCGAGCUAAAACUUGUGGUCGUGUUUGGUUUUCCUAUUCUGGUUUAGCGAUUAUUGGAUUCGGGAUUGAGAAACAAAAGAAUAAUAUUAAAAAGAUAAAAGAAACGGAUUCUUUGGAACAGGUGUUGUAGCCGGGUUUAGUAUUUGGUCCUGUGUGUUUAGAGCUUAGUCCUGGCCAUUAUGGUUAGAGAAGUGCAGCAGCAGCGCCGCCAAGAGCCGCUGAUAUUGAUGCUUGCAGAUGAAAAUCUUCAAGACGUGCUAGCCCGGCUUUUAGAUAUAGCAGAUCGCCAGUCAUGGUGCUUGGUGUGCAAAAAGUUUUUCUCACUGGAAGCCGCGGGUAGGAAUUACGUACAUUUGAUGCGCCCUGAGAUUUUAGAACCCAUACUGAGUCGCUACCGCCAAGUGGAGCAUCUGGAUUUGUCCUCGUGCGUCGAGGUUACUGAUCAGUGCCUAGCAACCGUCGCCAAGUUCACGAACUCGCGACUUCUCUCCAUCAAGCUCAUCAGGACGAAGGGAUUCGGGAUUGCUGGAGUCAAGAGUCUCGUGGAGUGCAGUUCUCUGCAGGACGUGGACGUGACGCAUUGUACACAAAUUGGGGAUGCGGAGGUUAUCGUCCUUAGUAAGCUUAAGCACUUGCAGAAGCUAAAGCUGAACUCGUGCCGGGACGUUACAGAUGUAGGUUUGUCUGCGUUGCGUCGUUGCACAGAGCUUCGAAUCUUGGGGUUGAAGUAUUGCUCGGGAAUUGGAGAUAGUGGCAUCCAGAAUGUUGCAACCGGUUGCCCGCAGCUUCGCAACAUUGACCUGUCAUUCACUGAGGUUUCGGAUAAAGGAGUAUCGUCACUUGCUCUUCUGAAGAAUCUAGAGUGUCUUUCGAUUAUAUCAUGUAUCAACGUCACCGACAAGGGCCUUAGUUGUCUCAGAAGCGGAUGCAUGUCAUUACAGAAACUGGACGUGGCGAAGUGCUCAAACGUGAGUAGCCGGGGAAUUCUCGCUUUGACGGGUAUCUCGCUGGGGCUUCAAGAGCUUAAUCUAUCCUACUGCAAGAAGAUAAGCGACGUGCUCUUCGCUAGCUUCCAGAAGCUGAAGACUCUACAGGUGGUCAAGCUAAAUGGCUGUGCGAUUGGGAGGGUCAAUUUGAGUCUGAUCGGGUGCAAAGAGUUGAAGGAGUUAAGUUUGAGCAAGUGCCAGGGUGUGACUGACGCCAGUGUUGUGGGUGUGGUGACCGCUUGCACUGGCCUGCAAAAGCUAGACCUUACCUGUUGCCGCGAUAUCACGGAUGUAGCUUUGGAGGCUAUUGCAGCGAAUUGCAAGGGCCUGUUGAGUCUACGAAUGGAAAAUUGUCCGUCAGUCACAUCCGAGGGGCUAACUUUGAUAGGGAGAAAUUUUGCUCACCUGGAGGAGCUAGAUCUUACAGACAGCAAUUUGAAUGAUAAUGGAUUGAAGUCGAUUUCUAGAUGCACUGAGAUGAGGCUCUUGAAGCUGGGUUACUGCAUGGACAUCACAAAUGCUGGGCUUGCGAGUAUUAGUUCCACUUGCAAAAACUUGCGGGAAUUUGAUUGUUACAGGUCAGUUGGGAUCAGUGAUGAUGGUGUGGCAGCAAUUGCCCGCGGUUGCGAUCGUUUGAAAGUGGUGAAUCUAUCUUACUGUGCGUCUAUCACAGAUGCAAGCUUGCAUUCCCUUGCCCUCUUGAGAGACCUUGUGCAGCUAGAAUUACGCGCUUGCAGCCAAAUAACCUCGGUAGGAAUCUCCUACAUUGGUGCAUCCUGCAAGCACUUGCGUGAGUUGGACAUCAAACGCUGCAGGUUUGUGGGAGAUCCCGGGGUGUUGGCUCUUUCCCGGGGAUGUCGAAACCUGCGACAGAUCAACCUCUCAUACACUGCCUUGACAGAUCUGGGGAUGACGGCAGUUGCAAACAUGUCAUGUAUCCAGGAUAUGAAGCUUGUUCACAUGAAGAACGUUACGAGUGAUAGCUUUGCUAGAACUCUUCUGGCAUGCGGCAGCUUGAAGAAAGUAAAGCUUCUCAUAGGUUUGCAUACGACUCUAGCUCCGGGGGUGAUCAGUCAACUUGAGAAUCGUGGAACCAGAUUGCGCUGGAUGGAGAAGUCUGCUUAAGAAGCAGGGGAGGACCAGAAAAAAUGCUCUCUACAAUUGUGAGUUUCCAGAGCACGCUACUCUGAGUUUACUAGCUGAGUGCUUCAAGGCCUGAGUGGCAGUAGGAGUGACUCUAUUCGAGAGGGCUCUUAGCGUGGAUCUAAGAUCGGAUGAGACUUCAACAAAGGAUGCUGUCAACGAAAUGUGAACCAUUCUCUCUUCUUAUUAAUUGUGGUGAAUUUCCACCACACCAACGUGACUGCAACCAAUGAACUCCUUCAACAAUCCUUACCACCAUGGGAAUCCGUGAACGUAUCAAUCAGAAGCAGCACUGAAAACAACUAUUUUCCGCGCCGGGGAGGCGUACACGAAUCCGAUAAGUGGUUUGGGUUUUUGGGGGUCGAUAGAAACACAAAUGGAAAUGUUAGCACAUUCUCAGUCACCCGUUUCUAAGCGCAAGGGGAGUGGAUUGUCAGCGAAGUCCUAACUCUGGAACAUAACGUGCAGGCAGAAUUAAACUCAAAGUUCUCUCUCAGACUACUUAGCCUUCAGCUCAGGUUUUCAUCUGUAGGUUUGGAACUCACGUUCAUGUAUUGUUAUACGGAGAUGUAUGAUUUCUUCAUUUUGAUUCAAGCACGAUUCUCACACUUA